Parastagonospora nodorum SN15 is the source of this 1638-nucleotide messenger RNA. RefSeq lists its product as hypothetical. The transcript has a single exon. NCBI's taxonomy places the organism in Eukaryota, Fungi, Ascomycota, Dothideomycetes, Pleosporales, Phaeosphaeriaceae. Gene Ontology annotation, molecular function: protein binding. The record is from RefSeq and is a predicted model, not a curated record. Bases 1 to 1638 code for a protein of 545 amino acids.
AUGCUGCAAGGCAUCCUCGCGCCAAUGCUGCUUCCCCACAGCUGUCCUUCAUCUCUUCCUCGGUCCCGCAACCUCAUCAAAAUCGACUUCCUCAGCGCACUACCCACCGAGCUAGGCUUCAAGAUCCUCUGUUAUCUCGACACAUCCUCGCUAUGCAACGCCGCACAAGUGAGUCGGAGAUGGCGCCAGCUCGCCGAUGACGACGUCGUUUGGCACCGCAUGUGUGAGCAGCACAUUGACCGCAAGUGCACCAAGUGCGGCUGGGGGCUCCCACUGCUUGACCAGCGACGCCUGCGCAAAGAGAAGAGGAAGAUUGAGCUGCGCGCAUCCGGCCGUGCCCUCAACGAGACCUCGACGGAUGUUCCACACUCUGUGAAGGCAACGGAGCCACCAAGCACUUUGGCCGACCGCACAUCAGACUCUUCCAGCUCCACUACCGGCACCAAACGUCCCCGUCCUGAAGAUGCCGAUGCUUCCUCCGAGGCCUCCAAGCGCUCUUGUACCGGCACAGACUCGACACGCGACCAGCUGGCAACCUAUUUUGACCAGCCCAAGAAGCGACCAUGGAAAGAUGUCUACAAGGAUCGUUUCAAGGUUGGAAAGAACUGGAAGGACGGAAAGUUCACUACGAAAAUAUUCAAGGGACACGAGAAUGGAGUCAUGUGUCUCCAAUUCGACGAUCAGGUCCUCAUCACUGGCUCGUACGAUGCUACAGUCAAGGUCUGGGACAUCAAAACUGGCGAGGAGAUCCGCACUCUCAAGGGCCACACUCAGGGCAUCCGAUGUCUGCAGUUCACAGAGAGCACAUUGGUCACUGGCAGCCUGGACAAGACUAUCAAAAUGUGGAAUUGGCGCACUGGCGCACUGAUGAGAACGCUGAUCGCACACAGCGACGGCGUCAUUGGCUUACAUUAUAUUGGCAACAUGCUUGCGUCUGGGUCUUCUGAUCACACGAUUUACAUCCACGAUUUCGAGAAAAAGACACGCACUCGGCUGUCUGGCCACACUGACUGGGUGAACUCUGUCAAGAUCGAUCUUCAAUCCAGGACUCUCUUUUCAGCCUCCGACGACAUGACGGUCAAGCUGUGGGAUCUCAACUCUAAUAUGUGUCUCAAAACGUACGAAGGACACGCAGGUCAAGUACAGCAAGUCCUUCCGCUGCCUCAUGAAUUCGAGAUUGACGAAGAUGAAUUCAAUGGAAACGGAAGGACUGAUACUUCCGACACAGCAUCCCUUGCCUCUGACAGUGGCAAGCUCUCUUUCUUAAAGCGUUCCACCUCGUCGGGCUCCCACGAAGAUUCUUCCUUUUUCCCUAAUAACCCUGAUCGAUCCAACCCACCAUCUUACAUGCUCACCGGUUCCCUUGACGGCACUAUCGGACUCUGGCAUGUACCUUCUGGUCGACAGGUGCACCGCUUCCUGGGGCAUAUCGAAGGUAUCUGGUCGCUGGCGGCUGACUCGCUGCGUCUGGUCAGCGGCGCAGAAGACAAGACAAUCAAGAUUUGGGAUCCCAGGACCGGGAAGAAUGAAGGCACAAUGGCAGGUCACACGGGACCCGUCACUUGCGUUGGCGUGAGCGACUCAAGGAUCGCUAGUGGCAGCGAAGAUGGCACGGUGCGAGUGCUCUGCUUCGUUUGA